Molecule: messenger RNA, 1068 nt
Organism: Talpa occidentalis (Iberian mole)
Lineage: Eukaryota; Metazoa; Chordata; Mammalia; Eulipotyphla; Talpidae
Product: retinol dehydrogenase 7-like
Exons: 5
Coding region: 1-1068 (355 amino acids)
Molecular function (GO): oxidoreductase activity
Source: RefSeq, a predicted model, not a curated record
AUGUGGCUGUACCUGCUGGCCCUCAUGGGCCUGUACUACCUUCUGCGCUGGUACCGGGAGAGGCAGGUGGUGAGCAACCUCUCAGACAAGUAUGUCUUCAUCACGGGCUGUGACUCGGGCUUCGGGAACCUGCUGGCCAGGCAGCUGGACCAGCGGGGCUUGAGGGUGCUGGCUGCGUGUCUGACGGAGCAGGGGGCAGACAAGCUGAGGGCCCUGGCAUCAAGCAGGCUGGAGACCGUGCUUCUGGAUGUCACCAAGACAGAGAGCAUCGCUGCGGCCACCCAGUGGGUGAAGGAGCGCACAGGGCACAGAGGACUCUGGGGCCUGGUCAAUAAUGCUGGCAUCUCUGUGCCCGUGGCCCCGAAUGAGUGGCUGAGCAAAGAGGACUUCAUGAAGGUCUUGGACGUGAACCUGCUGGGGGUGAUCGAGGUGACCCUGAGCCUGUUGCCCCUAGUGAGGAAAGCGAGGGGCCGCGUGGUCAAUGUCUCCAGUGUCCUGGGCCGCGUGUCCCUUAUUGGAGGGGGCUACUGCAUCUCCAAGUUUGGCGUCGAGGCCUUCUCGGACUCCCUCAGGAGGGAGCUCUAUUUCUCUGGGGUGAAGGUGGCUAUCAUCGAGCCUGGUUACUUCAAGACCGCUAUGACCUCUGCCCAGAAUAUUUCUCACAAUUUACAAAAUGUAUGGGAUCGGGCCAGCCCAGAUAUCAAGGAGAUCUAUGGGGAGAAGUUUCUGGCAUCAUACAAGACAUUCAUGGCAAUGCUGGAUCCACUGUGUCCUAACAAUCCGUCCUUGGUGACGGACUGCAUGGAGCAUGCCCUGACCGCCUGCCACCCCCGCACCCGAUACUCAGCUGGCUGGGACGCCCAGUUCAUCCACAUCCCCAUGAGCUACUUGCCGACCUUUCUGAUGGAUGUCCUGUUCGCCUGGCUCUCCCCAGGGAGCACCGUGUUCCUUCACAGACACCUGAAGUGCUUUAUAGGCCGAGAUUGGUUUGAAAUUGAGGAUGUAGAGACUUCAGGGGAAUCUUAUGAGGAGAAGUCAGCAUUCCUCCUGAAACAGAAUGUGAAGUAG